UGUAUUGACGUCAUCAAAUCAGAAGGUCUUUUGGUUUCCCUCCUUUAUUCGGUGCCAUAAAAAUGGAAGCCUAGCCUAGGGCUUGCCAUCAUCUUGACGUUCCCCCAUACACAUUUUAAAAGACAAACUCUUGUGUUUAGGUUUGUGCCAGAUAUCAACGUCUCUUGUCCGACAGCACUGUCAAGCGUCAGGAACCAAAGUCUAGUGUCAACCAUCAAAGUCUAGUGUCAACCAUCAAAUUCUAGUGUCAGCCAUCAAAGCCUAGUGUCACCAUGGAACCAGAACCUUGUCUGAUUUUCACAGAACAAGUCAAAUACUAUGACAACCCCAUGGAAUGGCCGGCAUUGCAGCCCAUUCCCUACAAUGUCCAGUCUGGUCAACUGACUUGGCAGUGGCUGGAGUCUGGACGACUCAGAAGGCUAGGAAUACCUCACCGUGAGUCUAAGCACUGUAACAUCGUAUACAACAGUCAAGUGGCUAGUCUGAACAAAGUCAUGAAUCAGAAGCCAACAGACCGUCCACCCUGUAUCGAUGACCUCAUGGUCAACACCAAACGGUGGACAACCAACUCUCUGGCGCCAUUCUACACUCACCAGAAAAGAAUCUGUGGUUAUUUUUUCUCCAGGGAUACUGACCAUCGUCUGCACAAACACGGAAUCCCGCCAAGUGACCUUGUGGCAUGGAGAAGCACCUACGGAUCUAAAUGAUCCAGAAACUCAAAGAGAUUUAAAGAAAGGAAAAAAAGUACCUAAAGCAUUGGAUUCAAGCUAAAAGUAUUAUCGUAUCAAAUAUUUAUGGAAUAAACAAAAGCCCCAUACAA
This is a messenger RNA of Biomphalaria glabrata, 820 nucleotides long. RefSeq lists its product as uncharacterized. Bases 273 to 707 code for a protein of 144 amino acids. The record is from RefSeq and is a predicted model, not a curated record. Lineage: Eukaryota; Metazoa; Mollusca; Gastropoda; Planorbidae. The transcript is spliced from 4 exons.